UUGACGUUAACCUAAAAAAGAUUUGGUUUUCUGUAAUGUAUAAUUGACGUGUACAAUAUGUACAAUUAAUCAGUAUUAUAUUAACAAAUUCUUCAAAAAUUCAACAAAUUCAAUGUUACUGCCGAAAUGGAAUACUUGAAAAGCGGUCUUAAGUCGGUACUGGGGGGCCCUCAGCCAGGAACACAACCGACGGGGGCCGAAACCGUUGAAAAAUUAGUUCAUCGAGUCACAUCUUCCACAUUAUUAGAAGACCGACGCAAUGCGUGUCGUGCACUUAAAGCUUUAUCUAAAAAUUAUCGUCUCGAAGUUGGGGCGCAAGGAAUGGACGCCCUGCGGCAAACUCUCGAAGUUGAUCACGCUGAUUGCGAAAUAAUCGGCUACUGCCUGGACACACUGUGUAACAUAACGUCGGUGGAGAACUUCGAAGAGGAAAAGGAAGGUGGGGUGCGGUUAAACGUUAAUGUCGGCGAGCAAUUUACGGAGAUGUUUAUAAAGAAUCCCGAUAAUGUGUCUUUGGUGCUCAGUUUUUUGGAGGAGUACGAUUUUAGAGUACGUUGGCCCGCCGUGAAAUUACUGACGUCAUUACUGAGCAACAAGCCGAAGGACAUACAAGAGAUCAUACUGGUCAGUCCGAUGGGCAUAUCAAAAUUGAUGGACUUACUCGCCGACAGCCGAGAGGUGAUUAGAAACGACGCCCUGCUGCUUCUAAUACAGCUGACGAAGGCAAACGCGAAUAUUCAGAAGAUCGUCGCGUUUGAGAACGCCUUCGAUCGGCUGUUCGAGGUGAUGCGCGAGGAGGGGUGGUUGGAUGGGGGGAUUGUCGUCGAGGAUUGUCUCCUUUUGAUGUUGAAUUUGUUGAAGAAUAAUACGAGCAAUAUCAAUUUCUUCAAGGAGGGCUCCUAUAUACAGAGGUUGGCGCCGAUGUUCGUGAUACCGGAGAACAUCGAGGAGACGGGCUGGUCCCCACAGAAGGUGUCCAAUAUUCACUGUGUGUUGCAAUUAAUUCGCACGUUGGUGUCGCCUCAUAAUCCUGUGCAGAUUACGAGUGUGUGCCAGAAGAAUAUGAGGAACGCAAAUUUGUUAGAGGUUCUCUGUGGCAUCCUAAUGGAGAGCGGUGUUCCGGCCGAUAUUCUAACUGAAACGAUUAAUACCGUGGCCGAAGUCAUACGCGGCAAUUUAAACAAUCAGGAGUACUUCUGUACGGUAAACGCGCCGUCAAAUCCUCCGCGACCGGCCAUUGUCGUUCUGCUGAUGUCAAUGGUGAACGAAAAGCAACCGUUUUUGUUGCGCUGUGCGGUUUUGUACUGCUUCGAAUGCUUCCUUUUUAAAAACGAAAUCGGUCAGCAGCAAGUCGUUCAGACCUUGCUACCGAGCACUAAUAACAACAGUAGCUUAACGACGGGACAAUUAUUGUGCGGGGGUGUUUUUAAUUUGGACCCUUUAAGUAAUUGGUUUUCAUCGGUCGCGCUAUCACAUACACUAAUUGAAAAUCCCGCGCAAAAGGAGCAGCUACUUCGUGUGUUACUCGCGACGACUUUAGGCACGCAGCCGGUAAGUUUACUCCACCAGUGCGCCACGUUUCUCCAACAAACCACCAAGUUACAAUCGAAAAUUGGACUGUUAAUGCUACUGGCGACCUGGAUGGCACAUUGUCCUCCCGCCGUCUCGAUGUUCCUGAACGUACCGGGCGCAAUGGCCUUCCUAACCGCUCAGUCGUCCGCGACCGAGUUCGACAACAACGAGGAAGUCCUACAAGGCAUGUGCGCGUUCCUAAUGGGCAUUUGCGUCGUGUUCAACGAUAACAGCGUACCGAACUACUCCAAAGAGAAUUUGUCGCAGUUGAUCGAGAAACGUAUCGGAAUCGAAACCUACAUUUCGAAAUUGAGCGACAUAUCGAGGAACGAGAUGUACGCGAAGGCCGCGAAACAGCCGCAACUGAAGGCGAAGUACCCCAACGAUCUUCUGCUCGAAUUCGAGUUCUGUAAACUGUUUAAGGCGCUUGAGAGUACCAUCGUUAAAACUUUAGGCGCACAGAAACAGUUAUCGAACGGAAUGACCGAACUCAGCCUAAGCGAGCAGGAGAACGGGUUGCUGUUGCAGUACAAAGACGUGAUUCGCGAUCAGGACCGACGUCUACAGGAGCUUCAGCGCGAACUGAGCAAAGUUAGAGCGGAACACAACGAUCUCCACGUUCAAAGCGAGGAGAUACGUAUAGCCAACCUGCAACUCCAAGAUGAGAACACCUUACUCAAAGCCCAACUGUCGGCGGGUGCCGUGCAUCCGUUACCGGAUAAUGUGCCAUUGAUCGAAAACGGUGUCGGCGACGACCGCGAUUUACUAGCGAAAAUAAAGCAGUUAGAGGGAGAGAACUUAGAAAAGGAUGCCGAAUUGGAGCGUCUACAUAAGGAUCAGGAUGACCUGCUUGAGCUACUCACCGAUCAGAGUUCGAGACUGAACGCAUUUAAAGCACGACUGCGUGAAUUAGGUGAAAAUAUUGAGGACGAUGAUGAUUCCGAUGUAAAUUCUAUUGAUGAAAACGAUGUAAAGUAAUUAGAUUUAUGUAAUGCGAGGUAUGGCUAGUGAAGUGAUGUAUGAAUGUAAUAGUUUUAGGGAUUAGAAAUAACAAAUUAUUUAUACCAAUUACAAAGUACUAAAUUGUGCGGCUCGAAUGGCAUUUUAUAAUUUUUUUCCUUAUUUGUAUCUGAUUCAGAUGAUAUGGAAGUCUAUUACUAAAAUGCCAAUUGAUUGUCCUUCCUGUAUUUAUUUGCAUUUAUCUGUAAUAAAACAUCUCUUCCGUU
Molecule: messenger RNA, 2798 nt
Organism: Photinus pyralis (common eastern firefly)
Lineage: Eukaryota; Metazoa; Arthropoda; Insecta; Coleoptera; Lampyridae
Gene: p115
Product: general vesicular transport factor p115
Exons: 4
Coding region: 127-2550 (807 amino acids)
Biological process (GO): intracellular protein transport; endoplasmic reticulum to Golgi vesicle-mediated transport; vesicle fusion with Golgi apparatus
Cellular component (GO): Golgi membrane; endoplasmic reticulum; ER to Golgi transport vesicle membrane
Source: RefSeq, a predicted model, not a curated record